Messenger RNA from Pristis pectinata (smalltooth sawfish), 5448 nucleotides. RefSeq names its product sodium-coupled neutral amino acid symporter 2-like. The record is from RefSeq and is a predicted model, not a curated record. Gene Ontology annotation, molecular function: L-glutamine transmembrane transporter activity. The coding region runs from base 472 to 2016 and encodes 514 amino acids. NCBI's taxonomy places the organism in Eukaryota, Metazoa, Chordata, Chondrichthyes, Rhinopristiformes, Pristidae. The transcript has 16 exons. Gene Ontology annotation, biological process: L-glutamine transport; amino acid transmembrane transport.
AAUCGAGACGGCAUACACAGAGGAGUGGGAUAGGUCGAGUUAUCGUUCUGUGAAUUAUUGGGAUAUAAUCUCAGUUUAAUAAAAAUAUAUCUGUACAAGCAUAUAUAUAUAUAUAAAUAUAUAUAUUUCAGUUGGACGAGUAUUCAAAGGAGGCUACUUUAGAGUUAAUCUUCUCAAAACAAGCCUCUUGAAAUAUAUCGACCUCUGCUGAAUUCUGCCUUCUUUUCUACUCGACCUUUUUGGAUGUAAAUAACGAUCUGUUAUUUUAAACGUCGGACUGAAUUGUGAUUGAAGAUCAAAAAUAAACCACGUCGGGAGAUUAUCGUCUGGGAAGAGGGACCACCCGGAUAAAGCUCGGGGAAAAGGCACAUCACUGGCAGGAGGCAGGCGGAACGUACACACUGCCGGCCGGCUACAACAAAAAAACAACCAAACACAAAAUUAGAAGUGUUUCACUAAAAUCGUCUGACCAUGACGAUAACGGAGAUGAACAGAUUUAACAUCACUCCUGAUGAUGACACCAGCAGCACCAACAGUAAUGACUAUCCUCCCAGUAAAAAGAUACCCAUCAAUAGUCAAUAUGCCGAUAAUGAUGCAGAAAGUCAGAAUUUUCUGCCAAAUUUAUACUAUGGGAAAAAGAAAUUUGAAGAAGAAUAUAGGACGGGAAAUACCUCAUUUGGAAUUUCUGCAUUUAACCUCAGCAAUGCUAUUAUGGGCAGUGGGAUUCUUGGACUGGCAUAUGCCAUGGCUAACACUGGAAUCGUACUUUUUGUGAUCCUUUUGAGUGCUGUAUCAAUCUUUUCACUGUAUUCUAUACAUCUCUUAUUGAAGACUGCAAAAGAAGGAGGGUCACUGGUGUACGAACAACUUGGACUGAGAGCAUUUGGGUUGCCUGGUAAAUUGGCAGCAUCAUUUUCAAUCACAAUGCAGAAUUUUGGAGCUACAUCAAGCUACCUUUACAUAGUGAAAUAUGAGCUACCAAUUGUUAUUCAAGCUUUCCUGGGACUUGAGGAAAAGACUGGACAAUGGUAUCUGAAUGGUGACUACUUGGUCCUUUUGGUGUCUUUUUUCAUAAUUCUUCCUUUAUCCCUGCUGAAGAAUUUAGGUUACUUAGGCUAUACCAGCGGGCUGUCUCUUCUCUGUAUGCUUUUCUUCCUAAUAGUUGUAAUUAUUAAGCACUCUCAGAUCCCUUGUCCAUUGCCACUUCUGGACCAGGAGCUAGGGAAUGCAACACUGAAUUUGACCAUAAUGAUGACUGCAACGUCUGCAUAUGAAGCAGUUGCCAGCGUAUCAGAGCCCAGUUUAGUGCACAAUGUAACAGAUGAAAACAUCUGUAAACCACAGUACUUUGUCUUCAAUUCACAGACCGUUUAUGCCGUACCAAUUCUGACAUUUGCAUUUGUGUGUCAUCCAGCUGUACUUCCCAUCUAUGAAGAACUCAAAGACCGAUCGCGCAAGAAAAUGCAGAGAGUUUCCAAUGUUUCAUUCUUUUUUAUAUUUAUUAUGUACCUGUUGGCUGCUCUUUUUGGUUACCUGACCUUCCUUGGGGAAGUUGAGCCAGAGUUACUUCACACAUACUCAAAAGUGUACCGAUUUGAUAUUAUCCUCCUUAUUGUUCGUCUGGCAGUACUUAUAGCUGUUACGCUGACAGUUCCAGUUGUUCUUUUUCCAAUUCGUACCUCUGUUCAGCAGCUGCUUUUCCCCAGCAAAGAAUUUAACUGGAUACGUCACAUUAUAAUUACUUUUGUGAUUCUGGGCUGCAUUAACUGCCUGGUCAUCUUUGUUCCUACCAUCCGAGAUAUCUUUGGGUUCAUAGGUUCCUCCGCCGCUGCUAUGUUAAUCUUUAUCCUGCCUUCUGCAUUUUACCUCAGACUUGUAAAGAAAGAGCCAAUGAAAUCAAUGCAGAAAAUUGGGGCAUUAAUUUUCCUGAUCAGCGGCAUCUUUGUUAUGUUUGGAAGCAUGACGCUUAUCGUUCUCGACUGGACCCACAAUGCAUCAACGAAUGAUGGCCACUAAACUGCUACUGAAGUAAACCACAUACUCAGCUGAACAGAAAUGACCAUUCUUCUGAAGAACACUAUUUAUUUUCCCCGGCUUCAAAUUUCUAAGAACUUGGAAAGGCAUUCAUGUUUGCUGUCUUCCUAGAAGUUAGGAAUAGUUGUCCAAAAGAUUAAACUAUUUAUAUUGUAAUCGAUUAUUGAGUAAUGUUGGUCCGUGCAGUAAUAAUACCAUUCCUAGAGAAUGGACUAAUGGGUGUACAGUAUGUAUUUAUAAGGCCACUUAUGUGGUGGAACAAAAUGUUAUAAACCCUUAGAAAAUUGACUCUUGUAGAUACUGAAUCUAAAUUCCUAGGGUGUGGCCAUAUAUUUUACUGUAUAUUAAUAGAUUUAACAAAUAGCAUGUCAAUAUUCAGUAUUUUUUGACCUUUUUUUUAAACAGAACUCUGUUGUGGAUACAGACUUGAUUAUUUAAUUUCAAGAGAGCAAUCUGAAUUUUUAGUUGAGAGUUGUGUAAAAUCCUGUUCAAAAUAUAAUGUUGAUAAAGAUAACACAUUGUCAGAUGAGACAGGGUGGAACGUUUCUACUCUAAAGUAGCCCAGUUUACCUUACAAAAGAAUAGUGUAGGUAAGCAUCAGAGUCAGCAUGGAUGAGGUAGGCCAAAAGGGCCCUUUUCUGAGCUGUAUGAUUCUAUUCCAUAUUAUUUAUUUUGCCUUAACUUUGAAAUUUUGAAAAUAUUCAAUAUAUUCUGGAUAAAAGGACUUUGGAUAAAGAAAAUGACAUCCAGUGGGAUAAAGAAAUCAUGCAGAACAGAGGUCAGUUCUUGGCUGGAGUUUGUGUGUCUCAGUAAAAGCAUCAGUUGAGAUUUGCAGUUGUCCUUCACAUCCCUAGAACAGUGGAACCAGUCAACUACAGGUUUGGUCUCCUUUUAUCUGGAGUGUUGGAUGAAUGAAGGAUGAGAUUCAGCCCUGAUAUACCUUAUUCCAAAACUGUUGAAAGAAAAGGUGAUAUUGGGCAGAUUUCAGUGUGGAUUUGACACUAGUCUAAUUGUAAAGUACCUCUGGCACAAGGGGAACAAAGGGUGACAAAAAAAAGCAUCUUCACCAGCUCCGCAGCUUUAAGGGUUAUUACCUGUUUGCUGAGAAUGUCUCCGAUUGUUGUCAAGGGAAGGUGUAAAAUGAUUGGAGGACAGGGCGGUUACACAAGUAGAGGCACUAGCUCACAGUACCAGAGACUCAGCUUCAAUCCUGACCCCGGGUGCUGUCUGUGUGGAGUUUGCACAUUCUCCCUGUGACCAUGUGGAUUUACUCCAAGCGCUCCAGUUGUCUCCCACAUCCCAAGGACAUGCAGGUUGGUGGGUUAGUUAGUCAUUGUAAAUUGUCACUAAUGUGUUGGUGAGAGGUAGAAUCAGGGAGGAAAAUGAAAAUGGGAUUAAUAUUGGAUUAGUGUAAAUGGGUGGUUAAUGGUCAGCACAGAGUCAGUGGGUCAAAGGGCCUGCUUCCAUGCUGUAUCUCUCUCUUAUUGUAACAUAGCGUAAUUGGCUGAUCACAGGUAUUUGGAGAUUUAGGAAACUUCACACUAAACUUGCAACUGCGUCUUGUCAAAGAAUUUAGCAUGUUUAAAGCAUUUCUUUGAAACUGGGUUUUCUUGUAUAAUAAUGCUGUUUUUAGUGAUGUAUAAUAAUUGAGAAUAUUGCAUCGGAAACCAUUUCAUAGAUAAUGAGCCGAUUGAAGUAGAUUUUACAAUUUUUGGGAUGUUUUGUACCAUGUGUUGAUUACAGUUAUGGCAUUUGUUCACAUCUGCCAGCUGUUCCACUUCUUGAAGCCUAAUCUGUGAAUGUGCAGUGUAAACAGGAGAGCAGUGUCUAUUUUGUUUUUGCAGAGCCAUUUUCUUUUCUGCUAGUAAACAUCAAUAGUACACUUUGUAGUGGCUGCAUUGAACUCUUCACAAAGUGCACUCAUGAUGAUUCAUGAGCAGAAAACAAAACACCAUUACAUUGUCCCUUCUGUAUCACAUGUCUGAAGCCAAGCAGCAGUUGUUGGGAGCUGAAUUUGUGUGAUUGUAAUGAACAAUAUGGUACUUAGAACUAACACUAAAAAAACCAACUAAACUACUUCCUUUGUGUCCCUUUGCCAUCUGUUGCCACUACAGAGAAUUGCUGUAGUUUUCAAUGCUGUUGUCAGUUAUCUAAGUGACAACAAGUAGUGGAAUAUGACAAUAACAGAAUUGAGAAAAGGAGAUCUGAAAGGAAAAUAUGACAUUGCUUUAAAAGUAGUGUGCAUUCAGUAUUUACCUACCAAAUUUUACUGAUGUUCUGCCUCCUGGAAUUAAAGUGUUAUUUUCUGCUGUUCCCACUUGGUUACUUGAAAGAAAACUUAUAUAUUGUGCUUCCUACGACAGUUCAACCUGCUGCAAAAUGUUUUGUUUUAAUUUGCUCUUUGUCAUGGAAUAUUUAUAACCUGGAGGAAAUCAGUAUAAUUUAACAUAUUUAUGAUGUAAAUAAAUGUACAUAAUCUUGGAUUAAUUGUAAAUACAUUGUCAAUAUUUAAGAGGUAUUAUUGUUCCUUUAAGUCCUUCUGAGACAAUUGCUGGACUUUCUUCAAAGUCAGAGUUAAAAGCUGCAACAAUGGCUGUUUGAAGAAUUUCCACUGACUACUGGUAGUAAGAACUCUGUUUCAGUGCUUUGUGUUUACUUUGUCCAAUAUAACUUGUGUAACACAAUAUCAAGUGCUAAAACAGUGUGGCAUUGCCAAACCAGUAAAUGAACUGGCACAAUAUAAUUAUUUGUACUGAGUGACUGAACAUUCAUCAGUUCUGGAUUACUGGUUGUUGCUGUCAAACAGAACCUCAGUUGUUCAACCUUGAAACCAUAUCUAAUUUGAUGCAAAUUUUGUUAAUUAUUAAAAAUCAAUAAUAUUUUAAGAGUUCACUACUAGAGAAAGCUUGAAUCAUUGCUGGUUGUAAAAUUGCAAAACAAUUAUAAUUUUUAAUUCGCUUUUUCGUAACAUUUUUACAAAGAAUUAUGAUAAACUGUGACUUACAACUGAAGUUCAUGUUUCAAAAACAAUCACCAGAGCUUUAAAAAAAGCUUGUGCAUUGAUACUACUUGUAUAAUUCACUCUAAAUAUUUGUACCAGUGAAAGCAUGCAGUACAGGAAGCUUAUAAAGCAUGACUGCAGCCUUUAGCAUAUCCUUUUAAUUAAUGUGGGUAGAAUGCCUUCAUGUUUCAUGUAUUUUCUGAUACUAUUAAAAAGGCUUUCCCUGACAUUAUGUAAAAGUUAUCAUGUAUGUAUAUUUCUAUACCGUUAACUGUGAAAGGCUGACAAGUUGGAUGGAGAGAUUUUGGUUGUUAGCAAAGAGAGUGCAUUAUUAGCAAUGCUACACUCUUGUUUCAAUGAAACAUUCAUUGUAUUGUACAUAUUGUAAAUAAAGUUAUACUCUUAAAACAGUU